Molecule: messenger RNA, 765 nt
Organism: Diaporthe amygdali
Lineage: Eukaryota; Fungi; Ascomycota; Sordariomycetes; Diaporthales; Diaporthaceae
Exons: 1
Coding region: 1-765 (254 amino acids)
Source: RefSeq, a predicted model, not a curated record
AUGCCCCCGACGACGCGCCACAGAGCAUCAAAGCGAGCCACUGAUGCUACGGCAUCGUCAGGGACCACGCACUCAAAGGGAGACGAAGCCAAACGAGUCACCGAUCUGACCAAGGAACAGCCGAAAGCAGAAGACAUACCGGCCAAGGGACCUCAGAAUGGGACAAGGAAGACCAAAGCAGCAAAACAUAAAGACUCUCAGCGCGCGAUGAGAACGAUGCGAUCAAAGCUCGUGAAGAGGUUAGAUGCAUUCGAUCAAGAUGAGAUAGCCGAUCACCAAGCACGACUCCUCCGUCGGGCCUCCAUUGCCCUGGCCGGUGAGGGGUUAGGUCUCCCUGUUGUCCUCGACGCUGCGACGAGUGCAGAUAUGCUGGUCCCAACCAAGGUGAUGGCACCACACAGAUGCAGACCGGCGCGAAGGGGUCGGGCGGGGAAGGGUUAUGUCGACGCAGGGGAAAUCCUCGGCCUCGACGAAAAUGACGAGCUGGGACUGUCUGCUCGGCACAUCCCCCAGAUUGGCCUGCGACGUCGAGUUGGCAGGAAGCCAGCGAAAGUUCCCUUCAGUCUCUGGAUGGCUUACCACCAAAUGGAUGACUUCAUUUACCGGAAUUCGCUGUCCAAGGAGGAAGUCGUCGCUCUUCCCACCGACGACGACGUGUUUGAUUUCCACAUUGGUGGGGACGCCCCGAGUCUCCCACCGGACUUUGCUUGGGAUGAUAAGAAGAGGCUGGUGGACCGACGACCUCUGGAGCAGCAUGAUGAGUGA